Exophiala oligosperma is the source of this 1375-nucleotide messenger RNA. RefSeq lists its product as uncharacterized. The transcript has a single exon. Bases 1 to 1119 code for a protein of 372 amino acids. The record is from RefSeq and is a predicted model, not a curated record. Gene Ontology annotation, molecular function: methyltransferase activity. NCBI's taxonomy places the organism in Eukaryota, Fungi, Ascomycota, Eurotiomycetes, Chaetothyriales, Herpotrichiellaceae.
AUGUCAGAUGCCGAAUCUGAUGCCAAGACCAUUGCACCACUCACAACAACAACAACAACAACAACAACGACGACGACGACGACCCUCGUCACCAACCAAACCAUGGACUCACCUAUAGACCCCGAUUCGAAUCCCGCCCUUUCAGACGAAGCCAGUUUCGACACCCACUCUCUACAUGCCAGUGUCCUGGAUUAUCCCAUGUUCUGGGGACGUCGGUACCAUCGGUACAAAGAAGGCAGCUAUCUAUUCCCCAACGAUGAAGACGAAUCGACUCGUCUCGACAACCAACACGAAAUCCUCAACCGCCUCCACAACAGACUCUUCUUCGCUCCUUUACAUCCCGACCAUGUCUACAACGUCCUCGACCUGGGCACAGGCACCGGCCAGUGGCCCAUCGAACUUGCCGACUCCAAUAUCCUCCCACACGCCGAAAUCACAGGCAUCGACCUAUCCGCGGUCCAACCCAUCGACGUGCCGAACAACGUAUGUUUCGAGAUCCAAGACUGCAGCGACGACGACUGGCUUCGGCCCCUGGACAGUGUAGACUUUUGCCACGCCCGCUUUUUGGCGGGCAGUCUCGUCUCUUACAAGGACAUGAUCCGUACGGCGAGGAAGUACAUCACCCCGGGGACGGGUUGGAUGGAGAUUCAAGAACUUCAUCCGACGCCUGUGAGUGACGACGACACCAUUCCUGACAAGUGGCCCCUGAAGGCCUGGGACGAUAAUUUACACCGUGCCGCCGCCCGGGCCCUUGACCCCCCCCGGCCCGUUCGGGUCGCGAGUCACAUCAAGACUUGGAUGGAGCAGGCCGGCUUUGUCGACAUACACGAACAUGUCAGUAAGAUCCCCCUGGGCCCCUGGCCGAGGGAUCCCCAUCUGAAGAACAUUGGAGGGUGGUGGUUGAAUAAUUGGUUGACCGGCCUACCGGGAUUCACGUACAAAUUGUUCGGGGUGGAAGGGCUACAGUGGACACGCGAGGAGAUUGAGGUCUCGCUCGCCGAGGUGAGGAAGGCCACGAAGAAUAAGGACGUACAUGCCUAUCAGCGACAUUAUAUCGUCUAUGGGAGGAAGCCGAGUAGAGAGGAAGAAGCCAUCAUGUGGGGCAACGGACAUGGAUGAGAAUGACCUAUGUCUUGAGAUAUGUUUGCGACAGAAUGUUCCUGAACCACACCGGGGGACGGACGACGAGGCGAGAUGAGGGCGAGACGAGACAACCCGCUGUUGGAGGCCGAUUGGAUUGGAUGCAACAUGACCAGGUAUCGUCUUUUCACUUGGUCGGAGAGCGCACUGUACGACGGGGAUUGCUGUGGUUGUGCUCGAAGAAAACAAGGUUGCGUCUGAGAAGGCAGAAAAAGAGGGGGACGAUACUGCGGCC